GACAACCCGAGCACUGUGAUGCGAAAGUGGCGGCGCGAGGUGAGCCCGAGAGGAAAUGACUGGACACCAAAACAAAGCGCGAGCUAAACACGGGAUGAAAUAUCAGAAUUAUUUAUAAUAAUAAUAAUCGCGUUAAAAGAAAACAUGCUGUUUUUAGCUGCGCGCGCGUGAGAGAACAUGUGCGGUUCGUCCGUUACGCAGACCGUCAGCUGGCGCGGCUGAAAUCCUCCUCAACCUCUGGAUUGUGGAUUGUGACAAGUGCCAGGAACCGAUCCAGGACCAGGACUACAACAGUUACCGGGGAUCUCUCUCUUCGUUGCCUUUAUUUUUUUUUGGGGGGGGGGGGUUGUUGUUGGUGGUGGUGGUGGUGGGGGGGGAGACGGGAGCUUCCUUAAACUUUUCGCCUGACAGCACACCUCCCCCGGAGCCAAGACGUUGUUCCGCGUGGACCCGGGUCGCCCCAGUCCGAGCAGCGCAGUCCGUGUGGGAAGGUCGGCACUCUGCACCCUGCAGGCCGGAGACAUGAUGGUCCACUGCGCCGGGUGCGAACGGCCCAUCCUGGACCGGUUCCUCCUCAACGUGCUGGACCGAGCGUGGCACGCCAAGUGCGUCCAGUGCUGCGAGUGCAACUGCAACCUCACCGAGAAGUGCUUCUCCAGGGACGGGAAGCUCUAUUGCAAAAUGGACUUUUUCAGGCGGUUUGGCACUAAGUGCGCGGGCUGUCUGCAGGGCAUCUCGCCGAACGACCUGGUGCGCAAAGCCCGCAGCAAGGUGUUCCACCUGAACUGCUUCACCUGCAUGGUGUGCAACAAGCAGCUGUCCACGGGAGAGGAGCUCUACGUCGUGGACGAGAACAAGUUCGUGUGCAAAGAAGAUUACUCGAGCUCCGGGGCCAUCAAGGAAGUCAACUUGAACUCAGUGUCGUCGUGUACAGAUAGGAGUUUAUCGCCGGAUCUGCAGGACCCAAUACAGGACGACAUAAAAGAGACGGACAAUUCCACGUCCUCAGAUAAGGAAACGAACAAUAUUGAGAACGAGGAGCAGAACUCGGGGACCAAGAGACGCGGACCCCGGACCACCAUCAAGGCCAAGCAGCUGGAAACGUUAAAGGCCGCGUUUGUGGCCACGCCGAAGCCCACCCGGCACAUCCGGGAACAGCUGGCCCAGGAAACGGGACUAAACAUGCGCGUGAUCCAGGUCUGGUUCCAGAACCGGAGAUCCAAAGAGCGACGGAUGAAGCAGCUGAGUGCUCUGGGGGCCCGGCGGCACGCCUUCUUCAGGGGCCCGAGGAGGAUGAGGCCCCUGGGAGGCAGGCUGGAGGAUCCGGACAUCUUGGGACCCGGCGCCUACGGCUACUACGGAGAAUACCAAGGUGAUUAUUACGGACCGGGGAGUAACUACGACUUCUUCCCCCACGGCCCUCCGUCCUCGCAGGCUCAGUCUCCGGCCGAGUCCCCCUACAUCCUGGCCUCCGGACCCGGGCCCAUGGAGGGCUCGGGCCACCACCCGUCAGACGACCAAAGGUUCACGGACAUGAUCUCCCACGCGGAGACCCCGAGUCCGGAGCCGGGCUUACCGGGCUCCCUGCAGCCUGUCCCUGGGGAGGCUUACGGGGGCGGACCCAGUCCUCCUUUCUCCUUGGCGAGUAACUCCAGCUACAGCGCUCCCAUGUCCCACCAAGGCCAGGAGAUGGGGGAGACCACCGCCUGGUGAAGGGACCGAAACCACCAGGGACCAUUCCUGGGCUGAACGUCCAGCCCAGUUAAUUCAGGAGAUGAGUAAAAAAAAAAAAAUAUACAAAAAUAAAUACACACACACACACGUGGAGUGAAGCAAAUCCAGAUAACAUUUUUAUGAAGGACUUUUU
Cyclopterus lumpus (lumpfish) is the source of this 1867-nucleotide messenger RNA. RefSeq names its product LIM homeobox 5 (gene lhx5). The coding region runs from base 523 to 1713 and encodes 396 amino acids. Gene Ontology annotation, biological process: neuron differentiation; regulation of transcription by RNA polymerase II. NCBI's taxonomy places the organism in Eukaryota, Metazoa, Chordata, Actinopteri, Perciformes, Cyclopteridae. The record is from RefSeq and is a predicted model, not a curated record. The transcript is spliced from 5 exons. Gene Ontology annotation, cellular component: nucleus. Gene Ontology annotation, molecular function: RNA polymerase II transcription regulatory region sequence-specific DNA binding; DNA-binding transcription factor activity, RNA polymerase II-specific.